This is a messenger RNA of Mytilus californianus (California mussel), 828 nucleotides long. RefSeq names its product calcitonin gene-related peptide type 1 receptor-like. The coding region runs from base 1 to 828 and encodes 275 amino acids. The transcript is spliced from 6 exons. The record is from RefSeq and is a predicted model, not a curated record. NCBI's taxonomy places the organism in Eukaryota, Metazoa, Mollusca, Bivalvia, Mytilida, Mytilidae. Gene Ontology annotation, cellular component: plasma membrane. Gene Ontology annotation, biological process: adenylate cyclase-modulating G protein-coupled receptor signaling pathway; cell surface receptor signaling pathway. Gene Ontology annotation, molecular function: G protein-coupled peptide receptor activity.
AUGCAUAGCUAUAUUACAGUUCAAUCUGAGUUGGAAAUAACAAUUAAUAAUGACUUGGGAUUAAUUCCAGAUGUUUCAAAUACUAGAGCUACGUUAGAAGUUUGUAAAUAUUUGGAUGAAACAAAUUGUGAAAGAUGGAAAAGUUGCUGCCUGUCGGCUGUUGAAUGUUGCAAGACGCAAGUUCCAGAAAGACAAUUAACGCACAAACCACUUUUCACCGUGCAAUGUCCCAAAACAUGGGAUGGAUUUGGAUGUGUUUCGGAGGCAAAUGCUGGAAGUAUUGCAGAUAUUCGAUGUCCUCAUUUUGUCCAGUACGGAUUUUCAUCAGAUUAUGCUACGAAGAAAUGUACAAAGAAUGGCACAUGGUGGAGGGACCCAGUUUCUAACAGAGAAUGGACGGACUAUACGCCAUGUCUUAAUCUCAGGAUCUACAAGAGUAUGGUGUAUGUAGGUGUAACCUGUUGUAGCAUCAGUUUGAUUCUACUCAUUCCAGCAUCUCUUACAUUUCUAUGUCUAAGACAAUUGAGAACUCAGAAUAGAAUCCGUCUUCAUCUUUGUUUAUUUUUAUCUUUCAUCGUGACUUGUGUUACAACGUUGAUGUGGGACAUAUUUAUAUACAAUGAUCGUCUGGACAAUCCGGCAUCAAAGACUAGAAUGCAACAGAAUACAAUAUUUUGUCGUGUUUUAUACACAUUUAACCGAUAUGCUAAUUCAAGUAACUAUUUCUGGAUGUUUUGCGAAGGUUAUUACUUACACAGACUGGUGUUACAUGCUUUUAAAGUACCAACAAAUCUUGCUUGGUAUUACAUCAUUGGCUGGGGUGAGUAA